Molecule: messenger RNA, 1919 nt
Organism: Porites evermanni
Lineage: Eukaryota; Metazoa; Cnidaria; Anthozoa; Scleractinia; Poritidae
Source: the annotation of a GenBank genome assembly
AUGAGAAAAUACAUCAAAGUAAAAACUGUGGUGAACUCGUAAAUGCAUUUUAUUUUUCGUAAAAAGGCAUUUACCAGCUGGUUAUUUUACAAGCAUUUGCGAGGAUUUGAACUCGGGACUAACAAGAACAAAUCCAGCUGGCGGUCAGGACAGGACUUGACCUCGGGCCUCUGAAAUACAAGUCCAACGCUCAACUGCCCGACCACUACUAUUGCAAAUAAGCGUUCAGUGAAAAACGAGUGAAAAAUAACACAAUAUUAUGCAAAACAAUGAUUUUAAUUUAAAUUUGCAGCCAAAGCACAAAACAUAAGGGGAUAAUCUUGAUCAAGAAAAGAUGACAAACAGAAAAAUACACCUUGAGGUGUGAUAAUCGACUUGUGACUCUUUCUCGUUGACAGUAAAAAUUAAGACUGUCAGUUGAGAAAUAGCAUCACUGUUUUUAAAUUUAUCAACCACUUUAGGCAUAAUCAGCUGGAUUUUCAGCGUAAAACGGCUUUGAAGACGACUAUUUGAAGCACAUUGUAUCCAUUAAUCAAAUCAUUGCUAGAACCCCUCUAGAGAUCACACAAUGAAGUUUCAGUAACUUAGGGUAUAAAUAAUCACGUUAAUGUCCCAAAUUUAACUGUUCUAGCAGUCCUUAAGAUUAAGAUACGCGUAGUGUACAAUGUAUAGCAUUGAAAGCAAGUCUUUACGUUUCCACCGUGGACGUGGCAGUGAAUUUUAUCCCUGCUGAAGAUUGUUUGAAAACUUUUUUUAUCUCAAACGAUUCGUUAACGCCUCUUGUGUAUUUUUCAUACCAGUGAAAUACUGACAGCAGCGAAAACAGUGACAAGAGUAAAAACAGCGACAACAGCGACCAGAACAACAACCGAACAACCGUGACAACCAUGACAGCAGUGACAACGGCUAUAAUAGUGAGAACAGCGACAACAGUGAGAACAGCGACAAGAGCGACAACAGUGACAGUGACAACAGCGACAUAAGUAAAACCAAUUAAAACAGUGACAACAGUGAAAACAGCGAAAACAAAGACAACAGUGACAACGGUGACAACGGCGACAACAGCAACAACAGCGACAAAAGUGACAACGACAAUAACAAUGGUGACAACAGCAACAAGAGUGACAAUGGUGACAACAGCGACAACAGUGAAAACAGUGACAAUGGUGACAACAGCGACAGCAGUGUCAACGGUAAAAACAGCGACAACAAAAACAAUAGUGACAAUGGUGACAACAUCGACAACGAUGACAAAAUUGCCAACAGCAGCAACAGCAACAACGAUGCACACCGCAACAACAAUGACAACAAUGACAACAGGGAACACAACAACAACGCGGACAACGGUGACAACAGCAACAACAGUGACAACGGUGACAAUGGUGACAACAGUAAAAACAGUGACAACCGACAACAACAGUGAAAAAAGUGCCAACAGCGACAACGGUGACAACAGUGACAACGGUGACAACGGUGACAACAAUGACUAGAGGGACAACAGUGACAACAAUGACAAGAGCGACAACAGCGACAACAGUAACAACGGUGACAACAGCAACAACAGUGAUAACUGUGACAACAGUGACAACAGUGACAACAGCCACAACGGUGACAACAGCUACAAAAGUGACAACGGUGACAACGGUGACAACGGCAAAAACGGUGACAACGGCGACAACGGUGAAAACAGUGACAACUGCGACAACAAUGACAACAGCGACAACGGUGACAUCAGCGACAACAGUGACAACGUUGACAACAGCGACAACGGUGAAAACAAUGACAACAGUGACAAUGGUGACAACAGGGAAAACAGUAAUAACGGUAACAACGGUGACAACAGUGACAACAGCGACAACGGUGACAACAGUGACAACAGUGACAACAGUGACAACGGUGACAACAGUGAAAACGGAAAC